CCAUUAUAUUCUUAAAGUUUUUCAAUCAACUGUAUUUAAUUGUAAAGUUGUGACGCACACAUCAAUGAUUUUAUUCAAUUCCCCCUUUAAAUCAUUCAUUCCGUGGUUUUCUUCCAUUUUCUUGUUUUGCCCUUUUGGAGUGGUGAAAAUUUUUCUAGAUUGGGUUUGAGUGUUCAAAGUGUAAAGCAUCUAUCUAGCCAGGCAAAAUAGCUACAUUUGAGACUAACAUUGUACCACAAAGCAACAAACUGUGUCCUUAAAAAUUUUGACUGAAAAAAUAAUUUGGAAGGGGGAACAUAUUAGGUGUGCUUUCCCUACCUUUCUCCAAAUUGGGUUUCAAGGGAUCAUCACUCUUAGCCCUGUUCCAACUUCCAUCCAGCUUUCUAUACCAUCAAUCAACCUCCCCAUGGUUUAGGUCUUUAUAAGCUACAAUUUCAGCCACAGGGUUCAAACCGAAACUGGGAAGAAUCCAUGAUACGCUGUCAGUCAUCAUAUUUAGAGCCCCCAUUUUUGAUGACUUUAGGACUUUGGCUGUCUUGCAAGUGAGUUUUUGGGGUACCCUUUUUUUUGGUUUUUGCAGAAGGGGGAUCUGGGAUUUCUGCAAAGUCUUGUCCUUUUCUGCACAGUGUCUAUAUUUAGGAGGUGAAUAGAGAUAAUAGUUCCAUAGAUAUAUGGCAUCAGAAACUCAAUAUUUAAUGCUGAGAUUUCUGUAAUUUGCUGAUUUGGAGUCCACAAAGUUGCCGUCUUGGCAUUUAUUAUUUUGCAGCUGUUUUCUUGAUUUGGAGCUGCAACACAGUUCAAGAUUCAGUUUUUAUAUAACGGUUGGUGGGUUGGUAGUGGUUCUCCCAUUAUUUCAUUUUCAUGGUUAAGUCCUUUACUGGCAGAAUGGGAGGAGGCAAUGGCCUUGUCUAUCCUAUUCUUGGGUUUGCAUCAUUUAUUGCUUUCUUAUAUCUAUCGUUUGGAGACCUGUGGAUUAGUCAUAAGAUUGAAACCAAGCUCAGUUUUGUGGAGAGGAAUGGGACUCAGUUCUUUUUGGAUGGUAGAGUUUUUUAUAUUAAUGGUUGGAAUUCUUACUGGUUAAUGGACCAUGCCGUGGAUGAAAGGAAAAAACCAAGGGUGAAGGCAAUGCUUCAAGUCGGAGCUAAGAUGGGUUUCACUGUUUGUAGGACUUGGGCCUUCAAUGAUGGUGAUUACAAUGCUCUCCAGGUUUCUCCCGGUCGGUUCAAUGAAAAAGUAUUCAGGGCCUUGGAUCAUGUGAUAGCUGAAUCCAGGAGACAAGGGAUUCGACUCGUCCUUAGCUUAGUUAACAAUUUGCAAGCAUAUGGUGGAAAGACUCAAUAUGUCAAAUGGGCAUGGGAAGAGGGUGUUGCUUUAAGUUCUUCUAAUGACUCUUUCUUCUAUGAUCCAUCCAUCCGUCAUUACUUCAAAACCUAUCUAAAGACGGUCCUUACAAGGAAGAACACAAUUACUGGUCUUGAGUAUCGGGAUGACCCAACCAUCUUUGCAUGGGAACUGAUUAAUGAACCCCGCUGCAUGACUGAUGCUUCAGGUGACACCCUCCAAGAUUGGAUAGAAGAAAUGUCAACAUAUAUAAAGUCAAUAGACAGGAACCAUCUCUUAACUGUGGGCCUUGAAGGAUUCUAUGGUCCGAGAAGCCCCAAAAGGCUGAACGUCAAUCCAGAGAUCUGGGCUGCUGAUCUUGGAUCUGACUUCAUACGGAAUUCAAAGAUUUCAACUGUUGAUUUUGCAUCUGUACAUAUUUAUCCUGACCACUGGUUCCAUGAUCAAAACUUUGAAGAGAAACUUAAGUAUGUGGCCAAAUGGAUGCUUUCCCACAUAGAAGAUGGUGAUAAAGAACUGAAAAAGCCGGUACUUUUCACCGAAUUCGGAUUGUCAAAUGAAAACAAGGAUUUCACCCCGGAUCAACGAGAGAAAUUCAUGAAACUCAUUCUCGACAUCAUUUACAAGUCCGCUAAAAGAAGCAAGGCCGGAGCAGGGGCCUUUGUGUGGCAGUUUUUCGUUGGCGGGAUGGAAGAAUACUACGACGAUUUUGCCAUGGUUCCAUGGGAGAGGCCAUCAACAUAUCAGUUAUUCACUAGACAAUCAUGCAAGUUGGCAAGAAUUCAAGGAGCUUUGCCUACGCAAAAGCAACAUUUGAGAGAUUUUUGUUCACAAAGACUAAAGUGAUCAUAAUACCAAUGAAAAAUGUGGGAAAGAAAAUAGGCCAUACAAUCAUUUCUUUUGGUCCCCUGAAAAGUGAAUGCUAUUAAUUAUAGGUUUUUUUUUUUCGGUUCUAUUCCUUUGGCUAUAUGUUUGUUCCCUAAACAUGGGGUUUUCAAUAGUUGCAUAAUGUUAGUUCCUCACUAAUCUCAUAAAUAUCAUAUUGGUGGUUUGGGUUUACAGUUCAUAUGUUUGCCGACUGCCUAAGUCCUUUUCAUUUUUUUUAUCCAUAAUUUUGGGCCACAAUUUUGUAUUUGACUAUCCAGAAUAGUCAAUUGACAUAAUAACACCUACAAUGUUGUCCUUCGCUUUUUGGAAGUUUUAAUGGGAAACACUGAUUAUUUGUG
Molecule: messenger RNA, 2567 nt
Organism: Oldenlandia corymbosa var. corymbosa
Lineage: Eukaryota; Viridiplantae; Streptophyta; Magnoliopsida; Gentianales; Rubiaceae
Source: the annotation of a GenBank genome assembly